Messenger RNA from Syngnathus typhle (broad-nosed pipefish), 4192 nucleotides. RefSeq names its product ADAMTS like 5 (gene adamtsl5). Bases 517 to 2175 code for a protein of 552 amino acids. Lineage: Eukaryota; Metazoa; Chordata; Actinopteri; Syngnathiformes; Syngnathidae. Gene Ontology annotation, biological process: extracellular matrix organization. Gene Ontology annotation, molecular function: metalloendopeptidase activity; protein binding. The transcript is spliced from 13 exons. The record is from RefSeq and is a predicted model, not a curated record. Gene Ontology annotation, cellular component: extracellular matrix.
GAGACGUGUACACGCGUACACGCGUGCACACAGACGGAGAACUUGCUGGUGUCGGAGUGUCAGUUGUUCUUGCAGGCUUUUUUUUUUAUGUGGAGCGCGUUGGACUUGUUUUGGACUAAUACUAAUGAAUGAAGAAAAGACACUAAGAUAAGUACAUUCUCAGCACCUUUGUGUAGAGAGACAAAGGCAUUUACCUGGCAGCGAAAGUGCACACUUUUGCGUGCAAGCUUUGUUUUGUUUGUUUUUAAAUUACAUAAUAUCCACAUUUUUUGGGGGGGGGCUUUCUCUAAACAAGGUGUUUUCAAUGUGAUUUUGACACCUGAAAGUGAUAGGAGUAGUUAAAAGUUUUCAAUGCAUUUUGAAUGAAAGCGGCACAGACGGGAGGCUGCCAUGGAAUGUUCUGAAAUCCGACUGUGGACGCUAUCAGCUGGGAUGCAAAGUGCACCUGAGCCGCGCUGUUUGACACCAUGAGAAGACAACCAAAGAGCGCGUGACUUUUUCCUACUGUCCACCAUCAUGUCCUCCUCGUCCAUUGCAAGGAAGCUGACUUUCUGCGAGGCCCUGACCUUUGUUCUGCUGCUCGUCGCUCCCGCCUGCCUGUGCUCCCUGCAGAGUGUUCAGGCUUCGUGGAGUUCUGCAUGGGAUCCCUAUGGUGAAGGCUUGUUGGGCCAUCCUGCACGAACCCGACGCCAGCUGCACUUUAGGAACGAAUGGGCAAGCUGGAGCGGCUGGUCCGUGUGCUCGCGAAGCUGCGGAUCUGGUGCUUCUGUGCGCACACGAACCUGUAUCACCAGAAACCCAGUGGGUGGACCAUGUGGAGGCGAUUCAAGACAAUACAAGAUCUGCAACACUAAGGAGUGCCCUCCUGACUCGCAAGAUUUCCGAGAAAUGCAGUGUGCUGCUUUCAAUGACAGGCAGUUGAUGAUGGGAAAUUCCUUCAGAUGGACUACCUUUCAUGGAGGCUCCAACCCCUGUGAGCUCAGCUGCUUGGCCCUGGGUCAUAACUUCUACUACAACUUUGGACGUGUACUUGAUGGCACAGCCUGUGAGAAAGUACCUGGAGCUGUGUGUGUCAACGGACGCUGUCUGAAACCUGGCUGUGAUUCCAUCUUGGGUUCAAAGGAGCAAGAGGACGCCUGCAUGGUCUGUGGAGGGAAAAACACCACCUGCCUUCAUCACAGGAGUGUUUACCAGAGCAACAGCCUGGAGGCAGGAGGACCCUUGGGAUACAACGAAGUAGCCAAGAUACCAGCUGGAGCCACUCACAUCCGAGUCGCGGAUAACAGCAGGAAUUAUCUCGCUCUCCAGAAUGGUCGCUCCCAGUUUGUCAUCAAUGGUAACUGGAAGAUUAGUGUCCCGGGCGAGUACAAUAUAGCUGGGACCAAACUUCUAUACCGGCGGUCGGCUGAUACCUGGGAGAGCUUUGAGGUUCCGGGGCCAACCCAGGAAGACUUGCGUCUGAUGGUUCUUGCCACCGACAGAAAUCCAGGCAUCGAGUAUGAGUACUGGUUACCCCCAGACCAGUAUGACCUCCACCAUGGGAGAAGUCCACUGCGUCAAGCUCAUCACAAUCCGAGCUACCUCCCGUGGGAGCAACCCACCAUUAAAACCACUACCACCACAACCAGCACUACUCGGCCUCCUCCAGUGAGCAGCCGUCCCCACUGGCUUGUAAGGCCUCUGAAGCCACCACGGCAACCUUCCCGCCAUCCCAUUUUGCCUCGUCUGGAACGAGAGGAGAACCAUAGAAACCUGCUUCCUCAACCCUCGCCUGGACGGCAUUGUGGGAAAUGCCGGAGGGUUAAAGGUCGAAGAGAGCGCCAGAGGCAGUAUUGCCGGAAGGAUUUUAUUUUUCGGGCCAGAGUCUUGGGGAAGCUAUACAGAGGAGAAGAGACGCGUUACGACGUCCAGAUCCUCCAUUCUUACCGGAACAGCUUCCGCCUGGAGCACCGUGAGUUCCUUUGGGUCCCAAAUGUGUGUGACUGCCCCAACCUUGAGCGAGGCAAGCAGUACAUACUUAUGGUGCGCCGACACAUUAACUAUGAGCAUACGCUAAACCGCAUCCUGCUGGAGGAGGACAGCUACGUGGUACCGUACAGACCCAGAGAGGACGAGCUGGUGCGGCAACUGGAGAGGCUGUGCAACAACAGUGGACAGAAAUAUCCAGCAACAUAAACUGACUGACAACAGCUGAACUGUUGCGUUCAUCAAAUCAAGGCUUGCUGAAUACCAGAGCGUUGUCACUGGAGAGGAAUGCCCACCACUCUCUAUAGUAAAAAACCAAAGUUUAUUUAAAAGCCUGCAUGGUUUACUAUCAUAUAGAGCACUUUAGGUGGACACCUGCAGCCACCUGUAAACACAUACCAACGAGCAUUGAAAUUGCUGAUUUUCUUUUUGUUAACUUGAUUCACAUUAUUGUUGUUGCCAACUUUGAGGAAAAUCCACUUUACAAUCGUGGUAUCCUGACUCAAUAGGUUUUGAAUGACACCUUUGUAAGCAUUCCUAUAGGAUCUAUAACAAACUAACGUCACCAACUUCAUUUGACAAGAUCAAGCGGAAACCCCACUUUAUUAUUAUAUAUUUAAUGUUCUUGUAUUGUAUUUUAAAGUGAAAUACAUAUCAUUAAGACACUAAUCCGUAACUAGAACAAGUUUUAAUUUUAAUGUUUAAAGAAUUUAAACACAGUGUAAACACCCUUAAAGGGGAAGUCAACACCACCUUGUCUUUACAAUAACAUGUUGUGUAUGCCCCCACUAGUCUAAACACACCAUUCUGACAAAUAUUAUGUUUUAUAAGCAGCAAAAUUCACCUGUUUAUCUAUCAAUGAGGCCAGCCAUUUUGUCACUUGCUGUCGACUGAAAAUUACAUCACAGUUGCCAGGUCUCAGUGUCACGUCCGUGCCAGAGCACCUCGGCCGGCAACUUCCCUCAGCCACUCUCCAUCUAUCCAUCCAUCCAUCCAUCCAUCCAUCCAUCCAUCCAUCCAUCCAUCCAUCCAUCCAUCCAUCCAUCCAUCCAUACAUCCAUCCAUACAUCCAUACAUACAUACAUACAUACAUACAUACAUACAUACAUACAUACAUACAUACAUACAUACAUACAUACAUACAUACAUACAUACAUACAUACAUACAUACACUUCCUCUCACUCAUCCGGGGUCAGCUCGUGGGGGCAGCAGCAUCAGGAGCCCAGACUUCCCUCUCCCCAGCCACUUUGUCCAGCUCAUCCCAAAACGUUCCCAGGCCAGCUUGGAGACAGACUUAGACUUUGACUUAGACUCAACUUUAAUCAUCCCUUGGGAUUGCUUCCGCAGGAAAUUCAGAAAUACGUACAGAAAUACUGCAAAAGACAACAUUGCACAUGAGUAACAAACAAAGAAGAGAGCAGUAAAUAAAGCGUAUAGCAAUAAAUAAAGUGUUGAGUAAGAAAUAAAUAACAAUAAUAAUAAAUAAGUAAAUAAAAUAAUUGCAGGUCAGAGGUUAUUGCCCAAGCCACCUCAUCUGGCUCCUCUCAACGUGGAGCGUUGACUGAGCUUCUCAAGUGGAUUUUGCCUGUUUCAUUUAUAUUCCACAAAUAAAAUAUUAAUCAGAACACUGACGAGUUGGGUUGCAGAGAACAUAUUAGAAAGAAGUUGACUUCCCCCUUAAUAUUGGGGCAUUAAUCAUUUUAUAUUCUGUUUUUAAGUCAAGUGCAGAGCAGCUAAUUCUCUAUUUCAGAAAACUUUGCCUUAUUUGGUGUUGCAUGUGACAUUUAUGACUUGUAAUUACACAAAACCAAAGUUUAUAUUAGUGUGUUUGACCGUGUACUCUUCUAUUUAUAUGACAUCAAUUUGAACACAAAACCAAAUAGAUGUAAUUAUGCUUUGCAAAAUUGCAACUGUGAUUUUAUAACAAGAAACUUCCUCACUAAAUUGAACGGGAUUUGUGAGGUUGAUUUUUUCUUUUACCCAUUGCUCAAGCUUUGUAAUAUGGCUUUACAAUACUUAUUUACAUUUAUGUUUGUUUAUAAGCGUCAACCAAAACGAUUAUCAGAAAACUCGUGUGACUUUGUUGUAUUUUAUUGUAUGGCACUGUUUCACUGCAGUUUUUGUGUGCCCAUUGUGUUCUAAAUGACAUUUUACUUCAUAAACCUCAUCCGUGUGCCAAAAUAAUACAUACAGUAAUUGGAAUUAAACCUUUUUUCAAAUAAUUAA